Messenger RNA from Alosa alosa (allis shad), 16909 nucleotides. It is a transcript of the gene zbtb20, whose product is annotated as zinc finger and BTB domain containing 20. Gene Ontology annotation, molecular function: protein binding. Bases 1309 to 3645 code for a protein of 778 amino acids. NCBI's taxonomy places the organism in Eukaryota, Metazoa, Chordata, Actinopteri, Clupeiformes, Clupeidae. Gene Ontology annotation, biological process: regulation of immune system process; negative regulation of transcription by RNA polymerase II; regulation of cytokine production. The record is from RefSeq and is a predicted model, not a curated record. The transcript is spliced from 8 exons.
AGGCUUCACAGUCCGAACGUGCAAGCCGAGCGCCAAUUGGCAAGCACGCGGUGUCCGUCUUUCCUGCUCUGAUUGGAUAUCUCUCGUACCCCCCUCGCAUCUCUUUUCAAUUCCGAGGUCAACUCAGGACGUAUGAGAAAUAAAUAAAGCGAAAUAUAAAUGCGUAGACGAAGUGAGUGGGGGACUCACGAACAAGCCUGCUGCCUGUCGCGAAGAGACUUGUUUGGGUCAAUCGCCGUCCAACCAAAAAUCUGAGAGAAUUGAUAGACGUUGAUUCCAACCAAUGAGAAGUGACAGCGAGUGACAGAUAUAUCACCCAGUCCAGUUUGCGCUCCCACGACACAACUCUGCGAAGCCCAGACGACACAAAAGGCGUGUCUGAAAAAACAUCUGGACCAAUAGUGGAAAAAAGAAGGCGGAGUCGGCUGAUUCGCCGAAAAGGGGGAGAGAUCGCACGGCAGAGAGGUCUUUUCGGGUUUUGGGUUGGGAAAGUUAGGAUGCACCACACGCCUAUUUGAUUGAAACACAGAGCGAAGGCAAAGAUGGGUUUACUGUGAACAAACAGAAGGAAUUGGGGGUUCGGAGAGGACAUUAUUUGUGCUGUUGACAAAAUUAAAAAUAAAGACAAGGAACAAGGAACUGCGAAGAAAAUAAAUUAGGCCACAAAUUAAGCUAGUCCUUGUCUUUUUGUUUUUUUGUUUUUUUUAUUUUUUUGGAACGCAACCCGAAGACAGAGGAGAAACUACCAACUAGCCUACAGCCUCCAGUCCCCAGGAGAGAGAAAGAAAGACAGUAUAGGCUACUGGCUACAGACACUGAAAAGAAAGGACCCUUACAUCGCCGUGGCCCGCAAGAUAGACAGCAAGAGGCGACAAAGGGGAAAGGAAUCCCCCAACUCCGAACAAGCAGGUUGCCAAGGCAACAGGGCCGUGAGGCAGCGGCGCGUCCUGAGAGGGGGGGUUGGUGCCGAUGUGAGCCCCGGAGCCCCCACACGCCCCGACGCUGAGACCCCACGAUCACCCACCGUCUCGCUGGGGCUCCACACUCACACACUAUCACCCGCCGCCACCACCACACACACAUGUGCAUCUAACAGACCUUGAAAAGAACAACAGAUCACCUGAGAGCGAGAAAGAGAGAGAGAGGAAGAGAUGCUCUGAUCAAAGACAAACACCGACUGGACACACACACAUGCACACACACACACACACGUACAUAUACACCCUCACAGACACACACUCUCAACCUAACACCGUCAGACUGUAACAGAUCCUCCCCCCGGUGUCCUGUCUCUGAGCGAGUCGAGUGAUGAGCGGCGAGCGCGUGCACAGCGUCAACCUGCACAACUUCAGCUCGUCCGUGCUGGAAACCCUCAAUGAGCAGCGCCAGAGGGGACACUUCUGUGACGUCACCGUCCGCAUCCAUGGCAGCAUGCUCCGCGCACACCGCUGUGUGCUGGCCGCGGGCAGCCCCUUCUUCCAGGACAAGCUGCUUCUGGGCUACAGUGACAUCGAGAUCCCGGCGGUGGUGUCGGUCCAGUCUGUGCAGAAGCUCAUCGACUUCAUGUACAGCGGCGUCCUGCGCGUGGCCCAGUCCGAGGCACUCCAGAUCCUCACAGCUGCCAGCAUCCUGCAGAUCAAGCGCGUCAUCGAUGAGUGCACGCGCAUUAUGGCCGGCACGCCAGGUGGCUUCGGGACGACCUCGGGCUCCACCGGGCACGGCGGCGACUCGUGCCAGGAGACCACGCCGCGCGGCACGCCUGAGUCGGGCACGUCGGGCCCCAGCAGCGACGCGGAGAGUGGCUACAUGAUCGCGGCGCAGCAGCAGCACAGCCUGGAGCGCGUCUACACCUCGCUCUACUCCGGCCUGAGCGUCCAGAACGGCAAGGACGGCGGCGGCGGGCAUCACCAGGGUUACCUGCACACGGGUGGCGGCGGCGUGGGAGUGGGCACCCAGGGCCAGGAGCCCGCCUGGAUCGCACGCAUCCACGAGAGGUCGCAGCAGGCUGUGGAGCGCUACCUCAGUACCACGCCGGAGAGCUCCGGCCACUGCCGCAAGCAGCCGCGCCCCGUCAGGCUGCACCCGGGGGGGCUGCACAUUAAGCAGGAGUCGGAGGAUGACUACAGCAGCUACAUGUCCUACUCGUCGUCUGGGGGCGGGGGCCUGGGUGGCGGGGACGAGGGCUCCGAGAGCGAGCCCAAGGGCGAGAGCUUCGACUCGGGCGUCAGCUCCUCGGUGGGCACCGAGCCGGACUCCGCCGAGCAUCCCCACCAGCAACAUCAGUUCCUGUUCGGGGGCCGGGAGGAGGCCUCGUCAGAUGCGGGACGCCCCUCCCCCACCCACCACGGCCCUCCCUCCUCCCUCUCUAUGGCGCGCAUCGAGGUCAGCGAUUCGUCGCCGGAGCGGACGCUCCACGAGUCGGACGGCCCUCUCGGGUCGGGGUCACUGGCGUCCGGCGCCAGCCCCGUGGAGACGCUGAUCCCGCAGUCGCCGGGGGCAACGAUGCCCUCGGCCCAGCUGUACCUGCGGCAGGCGUGCGAGAGCCCCGCCGGCGGUCUGCGGCUGCCCCUCACGCUCACCAGCAACAGCCCGGUCAUGGGCACCGCCGGCAAUGCCUACGUGCCGGCCAUCUUCGCCGCUCAGCCCUCCAGCGCCUCCAAGCCUUUCCUCUUCAGCCUGCCCCAGUCCAUGGGCUCCGGCGGGGGCGCGGGAGGGCAGUUUGUCACCGUACCCCCCGCGCCCCCCACCCACGGCCCGCCGGGGUUGUCCCCGUUCCCGGGGGGAGGGGGUGGCCAGCCCGGGGGUGCCGGGGGGGUAGCCGGGCAACAGGGAGAGAAGAAGCCGUACGAGUGCACGCUCUGCAGCAAGACCUUCACCGCCAAGCAGAACUACGUCAAGCACAUGUUUGUGCACACAGGUGAGAAGCCGCACCAGUGCAGCAUCUGCUGGCGCUCUUUCUCUCUGAAAGACUACCUGAUCAAGCACAUGGUCACCCACACCGGAGUGCGCGCCUACCAGUGCUCCAUCUGCAACAAGCGCUUCACGCAGAAGAGUUCCCUCAACGUCCACAUGCGGCUGCACCGCGGGGAGAAGUCCUACGAGUGCUACGUCUGCAAGAAGAAGUUCUCCCACAAGACCCUGCUGGAGCGUCACAUGGCUCUGCACGCCGGCGGCGUUGGCGCAGUGGGCAUGAGCGGAGUAGGCGGCGCCAUCUCCGCUGGCGUGGUGGGGGUCACCAGUGGAAUGCCGGGAUUGGGCACGCCCGGCGUCGGAGUGAUCGGCGUUGGAGGAAUGGGCGGAGCUGGAGGGGGAGGGAGCGUGAGUGUGGUGGGAGGGGCCACUGUGAUGGGCGGAGCCAGUGUGAGUGGCGUGAGCGGCAUCAGUGGAGCAGCAUCGGUUGUAACGGGGACAGGGGGAGGGGCGUCCUCCGUGGCCAUGACCCUCUCCGACCCUGGGGUGUCGGCCCUCGCCGUGGCAUCCGGAGGGCCCGGGUCGGUUGGAGUCGGGACAGCGGUGGGCGUGGUGUCUGAAGGAGCCGCCUCCCACCAGGAGUCAACGACAUACGUCUGCUCCGUCUGUCCUGCCAAGUUCGACCAGAUCGAGAUGUUCAACGACCACAUGCGCAUGCACGUGACGGAUGGCUAAGAAGUCGCGUUUCACCAGCCAAGCAGACAACCAAUCAGAAUCCAGUCAGCCCAUCUACACAACUGAGCAGCAGCAAACCCCAACAGUCAAAGCAACAGCAACAGUGUUCUCAUACAAGCCCAACAUUAUCAGCUUACAGAAGACAACAGUUCAAACCCGGAUGUUUUAACAGAAAAUCAAAGAAAAGAACUUCAGUUUGUUUUGGACGAGUGGAGAUGAAAAAAAAUGAAUGGAGGAUAUAAAAACAUACCUAGAAUGGCACUAGAUUUUUUUUUCUUUCUUUUUAUCUUUUUUAAUUGUCUUAAGAGAUCUUUUUGAAGGCAAUGUUUGAAUAUAUAUAUAUAUAUAUAUAUAUAUAUAUAUAAUAUAUAAUAUAUAUAUAUAUUAUAUAUUUAUAUAUAUGUUGUUAGCACAUGUAUGCUACUACUGGCACAUUUUUGAAAUAUUUUGUCUUUAUUUUAUGAUGUUUCCCAGAGAAAAAAACAAUGUUUUAUGUGUUUUAUGUUCUCCUUACAAUUUAAUUUUUUCGUGUUAAGAAUUCCUUCAUUGUUGCCUUAAAGGCUGAUGCACAGUAACAUUGGCUGACCAAUCCACUGGUUGGAUUUUGUUGUCAUCGUAGUUACUAGUCGGCCUCUAAACACACCGAUAAAAAAAGGUAAAUAUUUGUUCAUGCUCUGACUGAGCUUAAAAAGGUAAAUAUUUGUUCAUGCUCUAAAUGAGCUUAAAAAUAAGUCCUAUGUUUAUUGCAGAUUUCGUUAUGUGUUAAACACUACCAGAAUCUGGCGGGGGGAAAAAGAGAAACCUAAGAGACAAAACACCCACACCACACAAAAAGCCAGUUCUGCAAUGCCCUAAAACAGUACAAAGCACUGUAAGUGCAACGUCCACACACACCCAAAGCCAGUUCUGCAAUGCCCUAAAACAGUACAAAGCUGUAAGUGUGACGCCACGUUCAACACCUGUGAAUGUGCCCAGACACACAGAUCGACAGUGUCCAUGAUCUAGUGUCAUAGUAUUGUACAAUACAAUAUUCCCAAAACAUUGCCGUUUUAAAAUUUUGCCGUGUAGAAACAAAAACGGAAUAGCUAAGAAUAUACGUUUGGUAUUAGCAUCCUUCAAAUUUUAUUUGUAGACCGAACUUUGGAUAGCUGAAAAGCAUUCAAACAUUACUGUGGUAUCAUGUUGACACAAUUUUUUAUUACGUUUUUCGACGACACACAAAAAAAAAAAAAGUAGAAAAAUAUUGAGACACAGAUAUGCCUUGUUCAUUUUUUCAUCUGUGUGGGGAUUGUAAAACGUGAGAAUUGUCAACACUGGGUUUGUGAUUAUUGACGAUUAUUGUUAUUGUUGUUACGAUAAUAAUAGUUGUUGCUGUUAUUUAUUGAGCGUUUGCUGAUAUGUGGGAAUAUGUGGUAAAAUGGAAAGCAAUGUUGCAGCUGUUGUCAUGACAAUUAUGAUUGUCAUUUAAAAAAAAAAAAAGUGGUACAAUUCGGCUUGUGUUUGUUAGAUGUUGGAAAACUACAGAAAAGACAAAAAAAAACGAUUCUUUCACGUAAAAUUGAAAGAAUUAUGCUUUCACAAAAUAUUUUCAUUUUGUUUUUAUGUUUUAAUUUUGACUUAAUUUACAAUUAUUACCAAUAAUUAAGAAUAUUUUAUAGUCACAAAAAGCUUGAAGGUCAACUCUUUCCACAGUGUGUGCUCGUUUUUAUAAAUAUCCAAAGUAAAAAAAAGUGGAAAAAGAUUCUACAUGCUUUAACGCACAUUAUAUUUGAUUGGUUUGACUUUUAGUCCUGCAUCGCACUGCCACAAUAAUCCUUUAGUGCAAAAAACACAACAACACAAAUAAAUAAAUCAUGACUGUUUCUGAAGACCUCUUCCACUGAAACCAUACAUGCACACAGUUAAAUUCCAGAAGUAAACUGAAAUCUUUUGAAAAUUGUGUUCAUAUUAAAAAAGUUUGAUUAUAAUCAAUAAUAAUAAUACAGUUUUAUUAUUAUUGUUAUUUCAUAAAUAACAAAAAAUUGACAUGAAGUGCGAAGCUAAGCUAAUGCCUGCUUUUAUCAUUUUCUGGCACCUUCUGAAAAAUAAUUUCUUUGCCUUUUAUCCCAAAAUAACUUGAUCAAAGUGAGCUUUUUUGUGUUGCACUUAGAAGUAAAGCAGUCGACCACAAAAUAUUUCCACUCUUUAAUUUUUUUGCAAACAUAACUUCUUCUCAACAAGAGAUUUGGUCUGUUAUCAAAUUGUCCUCCAUUAUUAUUUUUUGUUUCAAACGCAGAAAAUGAGUAUCAUCACAGGGGUUGGUUGUCCCGAAAGAGCCAUUAAAUAUGGACUGUUUGUAAAAUUAAAUGUCAUUGUCCAUUCAAUUUCCAUGCUGUAUUUCAUUUGCCCCAUGCUCUAGAGAGGCAAUCCUUGUUGGAAUGCUUUAUCUGAACUGCUUAGCGAUCAGGGCGACAUUAACACAUCGGGCCUCUGCCGUACUCCCACCCUACUCCUGUCAUUAGAACAAACCCCCAAUUCAAUCAAUCACCCCUUUCAACAAACCCCCAAUUCAAUCAAUCACCCCUUUCAAAUGUUAAUUAGUCAAGACAUGGACAGCCCACCCCUGUGAAACUAUAUCUUGUCAACUCUUAGAACUCUGCAAUUUUUUUUCUGUCUUUGUAGAUUUGACCAAAAAUGACCAUUUUAUGUCCAAUUUUACUUUGUUUUUGUUGAAUGUAAAACUUGAGAAAUAAUCCCUUUUCCUGCCUAAUAACCAGCGAGAGAGUAGACAGGGCACUGCACCGCCACCCCUCUCUGGUGGGUUUCGUCUGCCCCCAACCCCAACCCCAACCUUAGACUGUAAUAAGGGGAGAGUCCUGUCUGUUUACAUGACUAUAUGAGACGCCUAGACAAGGCAGUACUGAUUUGGCUCCUAUUUAACAAAUGCACUAUCGCUGCUUGUUCAUUUCUUCCUCUUCAAACUGCUUGACACAGGCUGUCAGAGAUGAAUGUUUGGCAUGCUAUAACAUAUUCCCCCUCCCAUAGCUCCACCACCAAACCCCCAAUGAUUGCAAUUCUCAUGUACGGCUGCCAUUAAAAACAUCAGCCAACAUAACACUCCUGUAUGAGGCCGAUGCACCCCUGAGGAAAAUAAAUAAAAUAAGAUAAAAUUAAAAAAACAUUCACAACAGCAACAUACAACAAGACACUGUCAGAUAUGCAAUUUAAAGACCACCUUCAGGAAAUACAGCAGUGUCAGUCAGGCAGAGCAGCUUGAAGUACAGGAAAAGGUUGGCUGGUUUGACUAGUACAUGCAGUAGUAUUUUCAUUUGGGCAAAACUCACAUCACAAACCUUCUAAUUUUUUUCCAGAUGGGUGAUCUUUUCUUGAUUUUUUUUUUUUUGCAUGCUUAGUGCUAUCCCAGCAAUUCAUGUUUUUGUAUUUAAAGUUUAAAGGUUAGCUUCAUGUAGUGCACUCCUAUCAUUUUUUUGUCCAGUCUUGUCCAAACCUUUAUCAGUAUGCUGAAAUUUAGAUAGUGAAUCAUUAAAAUGUUAAAAAUGCACCUUCAGCAGUUUCAUACAUUCCUAUGUGCAGUUUGGGCAGACUAGCUGAGAGAUGUAUGUUAAGCCUGAUCACCCAAACGCUCAGAUGGUCUGAUCUGAUCCGAGCCCUGGGCGUCCAGACUGCUGCCGCCGCCCCAGUCAGUGAGCAACGUGAGGCUACAGCCUGGGUUCAUUGGCAAAUCAGUGAGCAGCUUGAGGCUACGUCCUGGGCUCAUUGGCCAAUCCUGCUGCCACUCAUUUUGCCUUGAAGGUGGCACAUAAGAACUAGCAAAGACCCCCCCCCCCUUCUCCAAACACACACAUGUACAAACAUAUUUGGGCUUUUUGAUACUUUAACCAAUGUGGCUUCUGAUACAACAAUAAUAGACCAAUAAAAUUAACCUUUUUUUUUUUAUCCAAAAGCAACAAAAAACACAGAAACAUGGAAGAUGCCAGAUUGGUAUCAACAAGGAAAUGUAGAGUUAAUGUGGGAGAUAUGCUACAUUUUUGCUUUUUUUCCCAUUUUAUUUGCACAUGUUCACUUCCUAAAUGUUGUCUGUGCUUUUGUUUUAUAAAUGUAAGAAAAAAAACAUGAAAAUGUGUUGAAUUGUUUUUAGUGUUGUCUUUGAUUUUCUGCUUUUGUAACUUUUAGUUUUUUUCUGUGUGAGACAGUGAAACAGUGAUUUUGUAAUUUCUGUCAGAUUUUGUUUGUUUCAAGUUCUGUUGUCGUUCAUAUAAAGGAAUAUUGUUUUUGAAUGGAUGAAAAUGUAAAACAUGAAACAGAACUGUGGCUUGAAAGAAAGACUGUCACCUUUCCUCCUGUUUAACAGGGGGUUCUGUUGCAUAUUUUUGCGAAAAGAAAAUGUUGCAUCUACAUUGCACUGUUUUUUCGAUAAAUUUAAUACCCCACGAAGUGCACUAUUUACUGUUUUAUUAAUAAUUGUGAUUACUUCUUAUUAAUUAUCAUCACAAUGCGAUUUAUGAUGCUGUUACACCGAAAAAGAUUAUAGUGUUUAGAGAUGAAUAAUUGCAAAUAUAUAUUUUUAUUUGUUUGUUGUUUUGAGGUUGGAAAUUUUCAAGUGAAUUUGGAUGGGUGACUAGGGGGAAGUUGAGAGGGUGUUUAAAAUUAUGCUCUUUGUUUAAUUGAUUUUACUAUUUUGAAGCAGUGUAGUUUUGUUGUCAGAGCUUGUUUGUUGUCUGUUAUUUUGUCCUUUCUUUGACUGAUUUGCCUCUAGCAUCACAAUUUUUCACGUUUUCUUGCAUCUCCUAAACUUACCUUUCCUCUACUUAUUUUACAGUUACUUGUUUGGUGGCUUCCUUCUAAUCCUGUGUCAAAACUUGUGACCGUAAAAAAAAAUUACAAUGCAGAAUAAGAUAACACAUAGCUUGACUUUGAACAUCUUAACGUUAAAACACAUUAAGUGUAUCAUCUUUAUAAACUUGUGUUGCUGUUGAUGAUCAGUAGGGCAGGUUAUGAGUGUCGUCGUUCUGGCUGAGUUCUAAACCCAAAGCUAUCGAUGGAGCUUCCAAACUACUGCCGCCGUAGAGGAGCACUGUUCCAGUCACCGUUGCACCCUCACAUACACACACACCGGAUCCAAGCCCUUCACCUGAGGGAGAUGUUAUGUGAUCUGAGCAUGACCUUAAGUCAGUACAGCCUAAAUUAGUACUGAUGUUAACUGAUUUAUCUCAAGUUUAAAUGUUAUGCACACAUGGAGAAUAGCCUACAGUUUUAAUCCUGGCUAAAUUAACUUAAGCUACACACACACACACACACACACACACACACACACAGACAGCUUGAGGUGAUUAGUAUUACCCUAUGAGACUUGAGGUAGCACGCUUGGCUACAGUGCUAGGAGCUAAGUCAGUAACCCAGCUGCUAACUCUGCCACAGAGCCAGGUGACCAGGUGCUAUCGAGACUGAAGCCCUGUAAAGUGGGUCCAAACUAUGGCGCCACCUUCCUGUGGCUCAACAAAACAUUACAAAAUUUCCUUGAAAAUGAGAAUUUCUAAAUUCGUGCUGGCAAACAAAUGUACGACGAGCCGCACUUCUUGCUGUGGCACUGGUUAUCACAGAACUUUGAUGUUGUGAGCCAUUCUGUACUCAUCUGCGGCAACAUGCUAAAACGCUAGCUAGUUAGCUUGUGUGAAGUUAACAUCCUUGCAAAUGUGCCAUUAAGAUGCAAGCUAGUUAGCUUGUGUGAAGUUAACAUCUCUGCAUAUGGUGCCAUCAGGAUACUAGCUGGUUAGCUUGCUUAGAUGUAGCUGUGCUCUCAGCUACCCUCUGUAAUGAUGCAAUGGCAGGCAACAGGACAUCAGAGAUGUCUUAGCCCAGCACUCCCAAAGGGCCACCAGCUUCCUGCUUUACACUGGGAAAACCCUAUAGGAAGAUCAAUCAGUCACUGUGCAUGUAUAUAUUCACACACAUUUUCUCUGACACACACAAACACACAUACACACACACCUGCCUUAAUUCUAAUUCCAGUAAAUGCACUAUUUGGUUGAAGAGGUGCUUCAUUGCUGUCCUACUAGAUAUCAUGAGUUUUAUGUCAGAAGAUAUUUGUGUAGUAUUAUAUAAUGACCACAGUAACAAUUCAGUGUCCACUUCAGAGGGUUUGGUUGUUGUGUGUUGGUUUUAUGAACAAAUUGGGUGUUGUUUCAGUAUGAACUUCCUGUUCUCCUAUUGGUAGAGGACUGGUCUGGUUGAGGAAAGAACGAGAUAGAGAAGGGACUUCUUAAUAUGGCACUUAAAGAUAAUCAUAAUUUGUCUUAAAUAUGUCUCAUUUGUAGUCAUCGUCUCCUGAAGUUAGCCCCUUUUAUUUGGUGUCAAGCGUUUUGCAGAUUCACAGUCCUUUGCCAGCAUUUAACAUCCUAUGUAGUCACCUUAAUAUCUUGUGUUACACCUCCAGCUAUGCCUUCCUCCAAUAUAUAUGUAAUUUGUAUGUGUGGGUGGGGACAGGGGUGGGGGGUGUUGUCACGGUGAUAUGGUGGUCAGGAAAGGAUUGUUGUUCCCUUACCUUAAGCUGAUGAUAAUUCACAUUCUUUGUCUGGUGUGGGUAAAUAGAAGAAAAAAAAUGACCAAAAAAAAAACAAGUAAAAAAAAAUGAAGCACAGCUUCUUUCAAUGACUCUGUUGGUAUUUCGUAUUCCAAGUUCCUUUGUGUUCUGCUGUUGAUGACCGGUGUGGUUCAGCACUGUCCUCUGUGCAUCUCUAGUUUAGUGUAGAGGCCGAGGUCCAUACUCCUCACACGCCAUCAAAAUUUUCCUUUUCAGUAAGCUUCACAAGUAAAUACUAUAAACAACAGUUUGCAUACAGUCUUCUUUCACUUUGAAAUCCGUCAUUUUGAAAAAUAAUAAUAGUAGUGUACACAUAUAUGUACUUUCAUAGUCACUCUUCUCAUAAUACAUUUUUACAGCAUAGUUUUUCUGUUUUAUUUUUGUUCUGUUUUAAUAGUAACCAUAACAGUAGUUGUACCAGUACCAGCGGGUGUGUAGGGACGUAGCUUCUGUCUUGUGUGGGGUUUUUGUGUCAGGUCUCCUUUCUGGUAUUUCAUUGUGCUCCGUCGUGAUUUUUUACUUCUCUCAGAUUCCUUCCUGUUUUGUUGAGGUGAUGCACACAGUGGACGUCUUCCUGGAUGUUUUUGACUGAUGUGGAUUUCUGUGUUACCGGCCGUUGGCUCCCUGUCAGUCAGUCCGCGUACAGAGAGGCAAGAGAGGAAGGUGCAGGAGAAACAGCCAUGAAAGAUACACUUCUCACUUCUGUCUUGGUAUGUCUCUUUAGUAUACUCUUGGCUUCCAGAUUUGCCUGAAACCAAAUCCACAGCAUGACGUAUACCACAGAUGUAUUAUGCCAUGUUUGAGUUGGAGUCAGUUUUCUGUCAGGGUGAGUGCCGUACAGACACAUACCACGGACGUAUAGCGCCAUGUUUGUCUGAGUUGGAGUUAGUUUUCUGUGAGUGGGUGAGUGUCGUAUAGUCAGAGAGGUCAAACACUGUUCUUUGCACCUGAGAUAGCUUGCCUUAAUGUUGUUGCGUGUGAUGGAUGUGGCUUGAGUACGCAAGUGUGGCUUGAGUAUGUUAGGUUCUUCUAAUUGGCCUUUCUUUAUGGCAGCAAUUUGCAACUCAUUGUCCGCUCACUGUCAGGCACUUUUGCAGCGUUCUGGAACUAAAGUUGGUGGGAGGGUGACCUAACCGUUCUUCUGAUGCCUUCAGUGAACCACUGUGACAUUAACCUGGACUCUUGUGCCAUCAUCAGACCAACCUGUCCGAUAGGGCCAUUCUUAAACUCCACAUACGAUUAGUUUUGUGACCAAAUGUGACAUUGUAGAAAUGCUGUGUCAUUGCGAGUGUUCCUGCAGUACUUCAUCUCAAAACUGUGACGUUACACCCAAGGAAAUUAUUUGGCCAUGCCCUGUAAUUCCAACUUUAUGCAACUUUCCAUGACAUCAUUUUUGAGGAGAGAAAAAUUGUUCAUAGUAGUAUUAACAAUCCCACAAUUCUGUGUGUCAUAACUGAAAGCUCUGGUUUAUCCAGUUCUUUUUCUUAUUAUAGAACAAUUAUAUGUAGAAGCAUAAAUAAUGAAUAGCAGACAGUGGAAUUUUAAAUACUGCAUGAGACCCAGACCUAGUCUGCAGACGCAAGUGCCUAUGAGAAGCACAGCUAUAUGCAGGACCCCUAGUGUCGUCCUUCUGUAGCGGCUCCACCCACACCCCACUCACACCGUUAGCAGAAAUACCGAGAGAGAAAAGCUGUUAGUAUUACCAGUAAUCUCCAGAGCCGGACUCGAGCACUGUCUGAUCUCUGAAUAAGACCGUUUGUGCCCUGACACCCAGGCCAGCUGACUCUGACACACCCCUGUGCUGAAUGACCAGUCUAGGGUUACUGGUCUUCAGUGAACGGUUUGGAGCAUACUGAUCCUGAUUGGCCAGUCUGGAGAGACCAGUUCAGAGUAUACUGGUGCUGAUUGGCCAGUCUGCAGAGACCAGUUCAGAGCAUACUGGUGCUGAUUGGCCAGUCUGGAGAGACCAGUUCAGAGUAUACUGGUGCUGAUUGGCCAGUCUAGGGUGAAACAUUACUGGUGUUGAGUGACCAGUCUAGGGUGUAACGUUAUUGUUGUUGAGUGACCAGUUUAGGGUAUAACAUUAUUGUUGUUGAGUGGCCAGUUUAGGGUAUAACAUUAUUGUUGUUUGAGUGACCAGUCCGGGGUGUCCAGAGUCAGACGGUUGCUGGGUUUCCACUGCCAUUAAUUGACUUGCUUUUAACUUCAAGAACACUUUUAUAUUCAUCUAAAGAGUAGUGCAAGCAAUAAUGACCUAACUCACCAUAAUCAGCAAGCCCGGAAAAAAUCCAAUACUGUACAUUAACGGUGUGAGGUUCUUCACUUACUGUAAAUCUCACCUGAUCACAUGUAAACUAAUAUAAUAUCUCUGCCUGUCCUGACAUUUAAAUGACACCUCACCGACAUCUUUCAGAACUAUUCUCUUCUAAUUCAGAGUAUUACAUACAUACUGUUAAGCCUCUUAAUAUAAUCACUGAUAUGUUCAUAUGUAAUAAUUCACUGCUUGCAAUGUAGUAAUAUAACACAUUAAAGGCUACUAACACAACAUAAUCCAAAGACUAGACAGUUAAAAAAAAAAAAAAUACAUAUAUUUACUUCAUUACACAUCAUUAUGUUGUAUGAUAUUCUAUUUUACAGUUGUACAAUAAUAUAUAUUAUACAUACAUAUUUUACAGGCUACAGUCUAUACCGUAAAGCAGUGGUCAGCAUAUACAAGAAAAAAAUAUAAGGUUAUUAAUGCAAAUUUCACAUAACUGUGGUGUUUUUUUAUGAUUAUUUUAUUACUUUAUUUUGACAUUGUUUUAUUCAGAUGAGAGUCUGUUGAUCUGUUUCGCUCCAGCCACUUACUAACAAGACUAGUCCCAGCUGAACCCAUGUGACGCUGUGGAGGUUUUACAGGAACGUGUCAUUGUGUAGGUGUAUUAGAAUGGAAAUCGUAUCAGUUAAUUAGCAUCUGCAUUCAUGUUCCAUUGGCGGUCUCCGUAGCUCCAUCUAUGUCUGUUAUGCCCCUACUGUAGAUGUGGUUUGAGAGCCUGACAUUGAGAAGGCAUUGCACCACUGCUCAGGUCACUAGAGAAGAGUAAGUCAACUAACACAUACUGAUACCAAUUCAGUUUUGCACCCUGACCUUCUUAAUCACACUUGCCUAAACGUUUUAGUAGACAAUUUAUAGUACAAACAUUUUUGACAUACAAAAUCAUAGACCCAUACACACACACAAACACAGUAUUCUAGAAAACACUGAAGAAAAAUGCCAUUUUGUAAAUUAGAUUGUUUACACUCCUUAUUUCUAAAAAAUAAAUACUGCCAGCAGCAUUUAAAUUUAAAAAUCUAAAAAUAAAAAAAAUAGGAAAUUUCUUAAACUACACUAACUUCCGCAACUUUGUAGUCAUACUGAAAAAAAAAUACAAUGCAAAACAGUAACAUUUCCAGCAUUGAAAUCGCCAGCUUGAAUUUCACUGCCUGUAGUAUUGCUGAUUAGUGAUUACUGUUGUUGUUGCAACCAGCAAUAUUUUUGCAGCUUUAACUUGAAAGGCCGAAUAUUGGCAGAGACUUUAAAACGCUUGCAGAACCACAUUUUGAGGGACAGGACGUCCCUAAAGUAAAGAAGUUGUUGAGAGUACUGUUAAUUAUCAAUAAUUUUAAUUUUUAAAAAUAAUUUAUCAAUCAUUUUUAAAAUUUCAGAAUAGCCACCCCGUAAUAUUACUAUCGUGUACAGUAAUCUGGCCUGUCUUUACUCUACAAAUGCUAGAGUAGAGUGAAGAUGUUUCUCACAUUGCUAGCACCUUGCUCUAAUGAAUGAGCCACAAUCGGAUGAAAUGCUGCAGUUCUGUUUUUAUUGUGUUUGUUGGGUUUUCGUUUUCCCCUUUGUUUGAAAGAUGUCCUAUUUUGUCUACUAUUCUGACACUACUGUGAUGUGUUUUGCAAAACAUUAAAGUAGAAUGGAACAUUGUUUCCUGGGUUUUUGUACCUUCUUACUUAUUUUCCAUAGGCUGAACAGAUUGUGCCACUGUAGGCCUCUUGUGUCCACUGUAGAGCGUGGCUAGGCUAACGUGGCUAUGCUAGUUGUACCCUUCAGCAAAUAUGAUAUAAUAUCUGGGUACGUUUCCAAUGUAACGAAUGCUCACCUGUUUGCUUUCCACCAGCAGAUAGAUUGCUCUGUUGAUUUGCCAAAGGAAGUGAGAAACCUGACUCUUCUUUCUGUGUAAUUUGUUGUUGGGACAUUUGAUUUAAAAAAAAAGAAACUAAGAAAAUAGAAAGAGAAAUACAUGAUGCAGACAUUGGCUGUCCAGGUCAGAUUGAUAUUGUGUAACACCAAGAAUGUCAGAGUAUAAGGAAAGUUUGAAUGUAGACAAAUUGGUUUGUGCUGUGACUUCGGUUACAAACACUGGAAAUGAUUCUUGGGAGAGGUCAUACAAUGUUUUGUUUUGUUUUGUUUGCUGUUUGUUUUAUUUUUUGCAAAUGACCACAAGAACUGCUUUUGCACUUUGGUUGACCUGUAAAAGUGGUGCUGCCCCUUUGAGCUGUUGGUGUUUUCCGGAUUAGGCAAUACACAACCACAUACUUAACCCCCCCUUCUCUGUCUUUCAAAAAAUUGUGACGUGGCGUCCCAUGUAAGUCUUGGGAACCCGUGUGCUUUUUCAGCAGCCUACAUGAAGAGUUUGGCCUUUAAAUACCCCAUUUACUUAGUCGCUAUCUUUCGAAAUAGUUCAAUCUUUGUGUGACCAAAAGUAAUAAACUUUAUAUUGUUCCCAUAACCAUAUAAUUCAUAGAAAUAAAUAUUUUUUACAACAAGUGGUAAAAUUUUUGUCUUUUCCAACAGCUUUAGUUUACCCUUAAAAAUCUAACAAAAAUAAUCUGACAAAAUAGCUGACACACAAAAUGACUCAACAUUUUUAUGUUUCCAAAAUUCCUUUAAAAAAAAUUUAAAAAAGAAAUAAGAAAAAGAAAGAAAGAAAUUUAUACCCCUGGAUAAAUAUGUUGAAACCACUGUCUAAUGUGUCGUAUAAACCACUACAAGUUAAACAAAUCGACUUAAACACACUUUUAAUGGACAGCCUGUUGUGGCAACAUUGUCUCCAAAACAAAACACAAAAUAACAAAAAUUGAUAAACAAAGAACUGCCACUUUUAUGAACUAGACAAGAGAUUUGCACUAAAGAAAAAAAAAAUCUCCUGCCCAUAACCUGGUCUCAUUGAUUGGGCAAGGGGGAAAUAUCUUCCAUUUUUUUAUUAAAUAGCAAUAUAAAACCAAGAGAAAUGUCGGAACACAUUCAUCAACCACAUUCUGAAUAAAAGAAAGAAAUAAGUGUGCACUGAUGAUACUAUAUUACAUGUUUUCAUUUUGUGUGAAGGAACUGGUCUCUGAGGAGAAUGUUUUUUUUUUUUUUGUAUUUAUUUUUAUUGUUAUUUACUGUUAUUGGCCUUUUCUGAGUGUAAUAGAAGUAAAAUCAGUCUUUUCCUCGUCUCGAAAUGGUGGUUGUCUUUCUUUUCUUUUUUUUUUUUGUUUAACUAAAAAAAACAAUCUCCCUUUGUAGGAUUGAUCCUUAAUGCCCAUGCUUAACAUAGAUCCUUGUGAUAUUAAGGGUUCCUUGUGCUGGCCUCAGCAUAUAGCUUAUGUGAAGUUUUUCCCCACGUGCUGGUAAUGUUCAUGCAGCAUACGUGGACAUACAGUAAUAGACAAUCCACUGAAUGUUGUUAUGGAAAAUAAUGGAAAAUGAAGUGACACAGUUGAGUUAAAUUUGAAAUAAGUAAACCAGCAGUUCUAGACAUGCCACUACAAAAAGUUCAUGUUUUACCAGUUUUCCUGCAGGAGUGUUUCCUGCAUUUUUUUCCAAAGGGAGAUUGUAUAGAUCAACAGCCAAAUUCAUGUUAGAGUACCUUAAUCAGCAUGUUAUGGACAUAAUCGGCCUUUCUGUGCUAACUGUGUUUAUCAGGCCUGUGGGAAAGAUGUCAGGUGAGAAAGGGGGCGAAGACAAAUGUGAAAUGGUAAAAGUUUUUUCCAGAAGAUAGUAUUCAGCCUCCUGUGCUUACUUCUUAUGUUUCUGUCACCAGAGGUAUUUGUAGCUUGUGUUGUAUUGUUGGUAAUCCAUCAAUAGACUAUUUCUAAACUAUACGAAAAACUGCUGGAGUUAGUUUUGAGCGAAUAAAUAGCCCAGUAUCUGAAAUAAUGUGCAGUUUUAUUUUUACACCUUUAUAGAUGUUUGUGUUGGUUUUAUUUAAGAGGGGAAGACUAGCAACAUUCUUCAGAUUUUUCAGUUCUGAUUCCUCGGCACUUUUGUUGAUGUGACAGUGUGUUUUAUUUGUACCAAGGGAUUUAUUUUCCUUCCGCCGUUGUUUGUUUUUGUCUACGAAACAAAACAAAAAAAUAGAACACGUAAUAAAAUGAAUAAUGUUUCUCUUGCCAGCGUGUGGUGACUUUUUUAUAUCUAGAGAAUCAUUUCAAUGUGCCUUCUUCUCUUUUCUCUUUGUAACUCUUGGUGAAGCUAUUCGUAGUUAAGAUGCUAGCAUAUAUAUCUGUAAAAUUAAUGAGUACCAUGGAAAAAAACAUUUGGAAAACCAGCUUGAGAUCAAUGUUCUUUGCACUAUAUACCCCCCAAAUUGCUUUUAUCUGGUUGUUUUUUUUUUUUUUUUGUAUCGUGAUGUGUAUUUAUAAACGGAAACAAAUAAAUGAAUCAAAUUAAAA